GCAGGUUGGACAUAAAGUGACAGACUUCACCUCCUAAAAUUGGAAGAAAAACCGAAGGACGACGCGUUACAAGUUUUAAAACAAUUGUAAUGAUUUUCAGACAUGGACGACAUAAACCUUCAUUAUCGCUUUCUGAACUGGAGGAGGCGAAUUCGAGAAAUUCGUGAAGUACGCGCAGUGAGAUACCGGGAGCGGCUCAAAAGGAUGCUAAGAGAAGGAGACAUACUCAGGUAUCAUGGGAAUUCAGAUGAAGUUGGCUGUUUUGUUGCAGCCAGGCCAUUGUCGAGAAGAAAUCGCUACUUUGAAGUGACCAUCAUCGAUACAGGAGUGAGGGGAAUGAUUGCUGUUGGUUUGGUACCUCAGCUCUACAAGCUGGACCAUCAGCCCGGCUGGCUCCCGCACUCUGUGGCUUUUCAUGCCGAUGAUGGCAAGCUGUAUAAUGGGAACACUGUAGGACAGCAGCUUGGUCCGAAAUGCUGCAGAGGUGACAGAAUCGGCUGUGGAGUUUCUCUGGACUCUGAUGAUGGACAGCUAACUGUGUUUUUUACCAAGAAUGGCAAAGAAGUCGGCAGUGUGGACAUCCUAGCAUCUCCCGAUGCUCUCUUCCCCGCAGUGGGAAUGCACUCUUUGGGAGAAGAAGUGCUGCUGGACCUGAACGCUGAAUGGGGGAUGGAGGAGGACGAUGGACAGAUGAUUGUGGAUAGUCAUGAGGAGGACUGGGGCCGUCUCCAUGACAUCAAGGUGACUGGCACGCUGCUGGAGUACGUGGGUAAAGGGAAGAGCAUCGUGGACGUGGGCUUGGCUCAGGCCCGCCGGCCUCUCAACACACGCUUCCACUACUAUGAACUGGAGAUCACAGAUGCUGGAGAGAAGUGUUACAUUGCCCUGGGGCUGGCACGGAGGGACUACCCCAAAAACAGACAUCCGGGUUGGAGCAGAGGGUCUAUAGCCUAUCAUGCAGAUGAUGGAAAGUUGUUCCAGGGCAGCGGGGUCGGGGAAGCCUUUGGACCGCGCUGCUUUGAAGGGGACAUCAUGGGCUGCGGGAUCAUGUUUCCACGUGACUACAGCCUUGAUGGUGGAGAGGACGUAGAUGACUGGGACCUCGAUGUGGUUCCCAAACCCAGUGAGGUUCAGAAUGACUUGUAUGCAAACAAUGAAGAUGAGGACGAUGAGGGAGACAAUUUGGAAGGGAGGAAGGUCACGGUGAGAUGCUGUAAAAAUUCUUGGAAUAUAAAAGCAGGGAGUCUUACUUCCUUCCUUCCUGCAUACGUUGUCUUCUUGUUGUCCCUCUUUGUGUUUGAGCAGGUGUUCUUCACCAGGAAUGGAAAGGUUGUGGGCCGGAGGGAAGUGGCCUUACCUGUAGGAGGCGUGUACCCCACGAUUGGCAUGAUGAGCUCUGGGGAGAAGGUCAGAGUGGACCUGCACCCCCUUAGUGGCUGAGCAGAGUGAAAACAUCAGAGAACGGAGGAAUGAUUGAGCUCUGCUACAUCUUUGGAGAUCAGAUAAUAAAUAAUACCUCGACAUCAACAAGCUCCAAGAUGUUACUUGAAAAGUCACUCCAGUGUAGAAGAGGACUGAGGCUCGAGCUGUAAGAAUGAUGAAAUUAAUGUAUGUUAGUAUAACAUGCGUGCCUCAGAGAAGUGCUUUAUAAUUAAAUGGUUUGUAAGAAAAGCAUUUAAUCGGAGGUUUGUAAAGGAUACAAAAACAAAAAAGGGUCUCACCAGAAUAAUGAAUGUAAAAAUGUAAUCAGAGCCGACGACAGCCUACACAUGCAUCAGCAGUAAAUAUGUAGCACCCCUUAGACAGCCUGCUGCUACUCAUUGCUGGAGGUCCACUGUGCGCCUCCCGAUGGAGGGUGUGCUACUGACACUCAGUGGUGAGAGUGGUAAGCUGAGCAAUGAUGCUCAGAAAACCCUCCAAAAAGAAGUAGCGCACUAAAUGAGCCAUGAGUUACUCUGUGAAGAAAUGUCAGUCAAACGAGCUGCUUCCCGAGUGUCGUUCCAAGUAUGAGUGUUUGGUUUGUCCAAGCCACAUGCAUUAGGAAUUAUGGGAUGGUUAAGUGUAAGAACAACUUUUAAGGUUACAUCGAAAACAUUUUAUUGUUAUGUGGGAGUAAGAUGUUUUAAAAAGCAAACUUACAAAUUAAGUAUUUUUUAUUUUUGUUUAUGACUAGCUGUUGCCUUUUUUUAUUCAGGUAUGAUUUUGACCAAAUUGUAGAAAAAAACCCGUGCAGGUCAGUCACUCCAAAGCUUUUUGGAGAAACAUCUGUCUCUAAAAUAUGCAACAUGUAAACCAAAAUCAUGCUAUAGGAAGAACCUCUUGAUAUCACGAUAUAGAGAUAUUUAGUGUAGAUUGUUUGUAUAAAUAACUACAUUUAUAUACAAUAAACAUGUUCUGCAAACACAUAUUUAAAAAAAGACACAUUUGAAGUCAUGAUAUUGACUAUUUUCUGUAGACCAUAGGGUCGAAAAACCAAGAAUAGCAAUUUAAAGCCUGAGUCUAGAAGGAAAAGACUAAUUAAGAACAUAACAUGGUAAAGGAGUAUAUUUUAUCCAGUUCAACAUUUACAUUUCUUGAAAUUGAAGCCAUACUGUAACUAAUAGUUGCUGCUCUCAGGUGUAUUGGAAAAUCCAAAUUAAGUGCCUUGUCUUUUCUAUGGUUAUAUUUGUAAUUUUGCUGUUUGUUAAAGUCAGCUAACAAAUGCUAAAAUCCUGUAAUGCAUUUUUUCAAAUGUUUUAUUUGUUUGGUCAGAAUUAAUCAAUGUUUUUGACAAUGAAUACUGUUAAAGUUGAAUCCCCCUGACUCCAAUGUAAAUAGUAAAUGUAAUUUUUGUAUUUUACACAAAACACCUACCUUUUUACAACAAAAUGUGUAGAGCUAAAGGAGGUGCUUCUGGUAUCAAUUCCCAUUCAUAGGAGGUUUCUCUGCAGAUUUAUGUGAUGCUAGUUUUGAUUUGCUCAUACAAAUACAAUCAUAUAGGCUGUUAAUUGUUACUUCAACUUUUAGAGGAUUUAUUUUCUGUUUGUUAACAUAUAGUUUCCAUUUUGUGUUAAAUCUGACAUGAAGAGAUGUAAAAACUUCUUCGAGCUUUACAACCAGCCUGCUGUUAAACAUUUGACCUCAUAAACAAAGUGCCUGUGGGUCCAGGUGGACAAGGAUUAAAUAAUCCAUGUCGGUUUUGGAACGUUGGUUCAUUUUGACGCUCACGUUUCUGGAACCACAUUCCCACUGAAAACCUUCUUCUACACCUCCUUCUAAAGGUGCCACAUGUCUUUGAACUCUGCAGGUCACCUUAUUGGAUUCAUGCUGGAGUCUGAAUCUUGCUUGGUAAUUCAAUUGAAUAAUUGCCUCCGUUAAGUGCCGACCUGGUCAGCAAAAAAAUGUAAAGACUGGUAUUCAUGUUGCUCAACUGCUGCUAAUCUUGUGCUGAGGAAACACUGCACAUCAUGUCAGCCUGUACUGUAAACUGGAUGUACUGAAGUUUGUUUCUUUCACUUUUCACCGUCCAGUUUCAUGUUUUUGCCACACGCUUUUAAUAUGUCUCCCGCUUGUAUCUUUAGUGUAAUUAAUUAUGAAGGAAGUCUUUCUCAAUCCAGCCCUUGUGUAGAUCUGAUGUUGUUGUCUCUUUUCAUUUGAAUCAUUCAGGUUAAAAUGCCAAAGAUUAUUUAAAAAAUAAAGAAUAUUUACACCCUG
Pseudoliparis swirei is the source of this 3693-nucleotide messenger RNA. RefSeq names its product SPRY domain-containing protein 3-like. Bases 103 to 1440 code for a protein of 445 amino acids. The record is from RefSeq and is a predicted model, not a curated record. Gene Ontology annotation, molecular function: protein binding. The transcript is spliced from 10 exons. Lineage: Eukaryota; Metazoa; Chordata; Actinopteri; Perciformes; Liparidae.